Messenger RNA from Xyrauchen texanus (razorback sucker), 6156 nucleotides. Its product is annotated as voltage-dependent calcium channel subunit alpha-2/delta-2-like. The transcript is spliced from 38 exons. NCBI's taxonomy places the organism in Eukaryota, Metazoa, Chordata, Actinopteri, Cypriniformes, Catostomidae. Gene Ontology annotation, molecular function: voltage-gated calcium channel activity. The record is from RefSeq and is a predicted model, not a curated record. Gene Ontology annotation, cellular component: voltage-gated calcium channel complex.
UUCAUUCCUCAUUGCACUUCAUAUUUACUCCUGGCGCGAAACGAGCGAUUAAUACUGCGUCAGACGGGGAUAUUCCACUCUGCUGGAUUACCGUGAGGAUAUUUGCGCUGCUGGUUUGCGGUGUUUUCAUGGAAAAUGGCGAGAUGUGUUCACGCGCGUCUGAUGAUGAUGAUGAUGAUGAUGGUGGUGGUGAUUUUCAGCGGAUCAUGGACCGCAGUGGACGCGCUCACGUUCCCCCAGCAUUACACGAUCAUGCACUGGGCUCGACGCAUUGAACAGGAGAUUGACAGAGUCCUGCAGCACAUCAGCGGAGCUCAACAACUCAAAGGGAUCUACAAUGAGAAGAGAAGACAGUUCAGUGUGGUCAGAAAUAACCCACGAGACAUCGUAGAGAAUGUCGCAACAGACAUCGAGAGACUGCUGGCCAAGAAACGCAAAGCUCUUGAGAAACUGGCGAGUGAAGCGGAGCGUCUGCAGAAAGAUCAUCACUGGCAGGAUGGACUCAAGGAGGAGAAUAUUGAAUAUUAUAACUCUAAAGCAGAGAUGGACUAUGACGGUGAAGACAUUGAUUCUCAAAUGUCGCUGAAGUUGGAUUUUGUUUACGACCCAAACUUUAAAAACCAUGUGAAUUACUCUCACACGGCGGUACAGAUCCCAACGGACAUCUAUAAAGGAGCUCCAGUGAUUCUGAACGAGCUCAACUGGACUCAGGCAUUAGAGAGAGUUUUUAUGGAGAACAGUAGAGACGACCCGUCGCUGCUCUGGCAAGCGUUUGGGAGCGCCACAGGAGUCACGAGAUAUUACCCAGCGGCUCCAUGGAGAGCCAGAUAAGAUUGACCUGUACUGAUGUACGCACGGAGACCCUGGUAUAUUCAAGGAGCGUCUUCACCCAAAGACAUGGUCAUCCUCGUGGACGUGAGCGGCAGUGUUAGCGGUCUCACUCUCAAACUGAUCAAAGCGUCAGUCGCCGAGAUGCUCGACACGCUUUCUGACGAUGAUUACGUCAACGUCGCCAGGUUUAAUGAGAAGGCGGAGGCGGUGGUGCCGUGUUUUCGGCAUCUGGUUCAGGCAAACGUUCGUAACAAGAAGAUCUUUAAAGAAGCCAUCCAGCAGAUGCAAGCCAAAGGAACAACAGAUUAUAAAUCCGGCUUUCAUUUCGCCUUCAACCAGCUGCUCAACAAGACGAAUGUACCUCGAGCGAACUGUAAUAAAAUAAUCAUGUUGUUUACUGAUGGAGGAGAAGACCGAGCUCAGGACAUCUUUGAGCAGUACAACUGGCCCAAUAAAACGGUCCGUGUCUUCACGUUCUCUGUGGGGCAGCACAAUUAUGAUGUCACUCCUCUGCAGUGGAUCGCAUGUGCUAAUAAGGGAUACUAUUAUGAGAUCCGCUCCAUCUGUGCAAUACGGAUCAACACCCAGGAAUAUCUGGACGUGUUGGGUCGGCCAAUGGUUCUGGCGGGCAGGAGUGCGAAACAGGUUCAGUGGACGAACGUCUAUCAGGAUGCUCUGUUUGACUCUCAGGGUCUUGGUCUGGUGGUGACUGGUACGAUACCUGUUUUUAAUCUCACGGUCGAUGGAAACUCUCAGAAUCAGCUGAUUCUCGGUGUGAUGGGGGUUGAUGUUCAUCUGGAUGAGCUGAAGAGUCUCGCACCACAAUACAAGCUGGGUCCUAACGGCUACAUCUUUGCCAUUGACCCCAAUGGAUACGUGCUGCUGCAUCCAAACCUGCAGCCUCAGGACGAGGAUCUGCCUGAACCAGUAACUCUGGACUUCCUGGACGCAGAAGUAGAAGACAGCAGUAAACAAGAGAUUCGACGGCAAAUGAUUGAUGGCAGAUCGGGGGAAAUGACCAUCAAAACUCUUGUUAAAUCAAUGGACGAGCGCUACAUUGAUGAAGUCGUGCGGAUGUAUGCAUGGACUCCCAUUAACAACACAGAUUACAGUCUGGGACUGGUACUGCCGCCGUACUGUGAAUAUUACAUCCAGGCUGAUCUCAGUGAUGUCAUGCUACAACUGCAGUAUCUACAGUCUCUGCUGCCAAACUCUUUUGUGUCUGCGGGUCAUGUGUUUCUAGCUCCCAGGGAAUACUGCAAGCGUCUGCAGUUGGCGGAGAAUAACACACAGUUUCUGGCUGAUUUUCUGUCUCUGAUGGUGGAGAUCACACCUGAAUCUGAAGACUGUGAUCAGGGUCUGAUUCAUAAUCUGAUUCUGGACUCUGGGAUCCUCUGGCUGCUCGCCACACGGGUCUGGCAGAAUAAAGACCUGAACACGUAUGGGUUCCUGGCGCUGUUUGCAUCCACCAAUGGAGGCGUCACACGUGUUUACCCCAAUAUGGCUGCUGAAUCAUGGGAUGAAGACCCCGAGCCUCUGAAUUCAAACUUCUAUCGUCGCAGUCUGGAUAACAAGGGUUACAUGUUCAGAGCGCCGACACGCACCUCGAUGGAUGAUCUGUUGAUCUCUGAAAACGGUACGGUGGGAAUUCUCGUCACCACCGCUGUUGAGGUCACAAUCGGAGGAAAAACCAUGAAACCUGCAGUUGUUGGUGUUAAACUGGAUUUAGAGGCGUGGGUCGACAAGUUCAAGAUCCUCGCCAGUAACGUCUCGGACAGCAGACAGGCCUCACAGAAGUGUGGACCGUCGAGAUCCUGCGAGAUGGACUGUGAAGUGAACAGCGACGAUUUACUCUGUUAUCUGAUUGAUGACGGUGGAUUUCUGGUGAUGUCCAAUCAGAGAGAUCACUGGAAGAAGGUGGGUCUGUUCUUCGGCGAGGUGGACCCGUAUCUGAUGUUCGCCCUCUAUAACAACUCAAUCUACGCUCGUCAUCAGACCUUUCAGUACCAGACUGCAUGUGAACCGACGGCCAGCAGCCACACGGGAGCCGCACACAGACCAUUCUACGUGCCUUCCAUUACUGAUUUUGUCAGUCUGGCGUGGUGGACGUCAGCAGCGGCAUGGUCUGUUCUGCAGCAGUUCUUGUAUGGACUCAUCUACAGCAGCUGGUUCACUGCAGAUGUGUUUGCGGAGAUUUUUUCUGACAGUAAAGGAAGCAGCAGCAGUUGUGUGACGGUUAACAGUCAGUUUUACUUCACCAACAACACCAACUCAUUCAACAUACUGCAGGACUGCGGGAACUGCUCCAGGUUGUUUCAUGCCAAGCGGAUUGAGAACACAAAUCUCUUAUUUGUGGUGGCCGAGACUCUGCCCUGCAGCUCCUGUGAGAUUGAGAAACUACUUCCUGUCAGAACAAUGUCUCAAGCAGAGAACCCGUGUGAGGUGUUGAAUUCUGCUCGCUACAGGAAAGGACCCGACAAAUGCUUCGACUACAAUACUGAGGAAAACGCAUCGGAGUGUGGCGCCGCUCGCUCUGCGCACUGUCCAAUCAGAUUUCUUCUCUGGAUUCAGUUAACGUUGCUUUACCUCGUUCUACGAUCUUAACUUCUGUCUCACUGCUUCUGUGUGUCUCAUCCGUGUGACCGUCCGGAUCUCUCCUGGUAUGUUCCUGGUUUUCCUGCUCUCCAGUUCGAGGUCAGGAGCAUUCCUGCUGUGUGCCGGUACAGAGCAGAGCAUGAUGGGAUAAUCGUGUCUUUCUAAUGCAGACAUUGUGCAGAUCUUGCCAAAUCCAGAAACAGGACGGGACACGAUGUUUUUACAAACAAGGAAGAGCAAAGAUUUAAUGCUUAUUAUCACAAUCUCACUUUGUGCGUUUUUAUUUAGUGUUGCCUCACUCUGGAUUUCACGCCAAUCCCAGACAAUUACUGGACACGGGCAACUAUUUAUUUAAGCUUCUUUGCCGGUAGAGGAGGUUGAUUCAUUGCUAACUGCUUUCUUCAGGAGGGAAAAAAGAACAUUUCGAUUUCAUUUGGAUUUAGCGCUUUGUCGAAUGUUUUAUGGGCAUAUAAUGUGCAUAAAUAUCGCUGCUUGGUUUGUUACCCAAUAGUGCCUUGGCGCACUUGUCCGAAUGGACUAUCCAAAGCACUGGACAUGUACGUGACCCCGAGAGAAUGCUUGAAAAAGACACGGGACUGAACGAUAGCUGGAAGUGUCUUUGGUUUACAGUGUAAGGGUGAAUCGCACGAAACCUGUAAAGGAAUAUUUCAUAUUUCACCCCGAAAUCAAAAGAACAAAAUAAGAAAUCGUAUUUUGCCAAAUGAAAAUGAAGAUUUUUUGGACAAUAACUAUUUUUAUUCAUUUGUUUUGCAUUGUGACAGUAGACAUUUUGCUCAAUCAGCAGCAUUUUGGGCUUGUUUAUUUAAAAAAAAUUAAAAAACGCAAAAUUCACGGUAACAUUGAGGCACUUACAAUGGAAGUACGUAUGUAGCUAAACGUUAAAAUACUGUUUCAAAAGAAAAGACACAAGAUGUAAAUAUUAAACAUGUUAACGUGAUUUUAGUGUGAUGCAUUACCUACAUGAUUUACAGGCAUUAUGUCGUCACGACUACGAAACUGUAAUAUUGUAUUUAACAUUAAACAGGUAAAUUUAAGACUGGAAGCGAUUACAGUAUAUUGCACUAAAACUGUGUUAACACAUAUGAUGUUUACGUCUUGUGGCUGUACUUUUGAAAUGGUGUGUAUUUUAACAUUUAUGGACUGGCCCCGUUCACUUCCAUUAUAAGUGUCUCACUGUUUUUUUUGUGGUUAUCGGCAUUAUACCACAAAUGCUGGCCACGUAAUGCUAAAUAAAAAACUACGUAUUCAUGUUUUUUGUAAUGUAAUAGUUUUACAUUGAAUUUAUGCUCAUUUUAAUCAUUAAAAAAAUCAUUAUAUUAGAGUAUUUUAUUUAAAAAAAAUAUCACGAAGCAAAAAAAUGGAAUUGUUAUUAAAUGGGCUCCAUUUUCUUUAUACAAAAUUACAUUUUAUAUUUAUUUGUAUUGAUUUAUAGGUGAAAUUCUGACUUUUCUUCUCAAGAUUCGCCCGAGCAUGUCCUUCGGUGUCGAGUGUUGGUUUCACAUGUUCUAUACAAAGGCACUAUUGUUUAAUUGUUUUAUCUUUUCUGAUGUAAAUAUGAUUAUUGCACAUGGACUUGAACUACUUCAGUGUGUUUUAAUGAAUCGGAAUGCAAGACAGUUCGCCAGACUGAUGCAUGCUGGGAAAAAUCACUCUCGACACGAGCGUUUACAAACGUUUGACCAAGACACAAUGACUUAAUGUUUUCUAUUGAGUCCAUAGAUGUUAUCAAAAUACUUUUGAUUUAUUUAAUUAUUUGAUUUGAGAGACAGUAUGUAAGUUGCUUGCAAAAUGUUUCAAGUGUAGAUUUUCAGUUUUCUUGCUUAAGUUUGAUGGAAAUGUUUUUUUUAUCGCAGUUGUUUUGUUGCUUACAUAAUAAACAUUUUAAAGGUCCAUUUAGGAAAAAAAAUUAUACAACCAGUCAAUCGUUUGGACACACCUACUUAUUUUUAUUAUUACUAUUUCCCACAUUUUAUGAUAAUAGUUAAGUUAUCAAAAGCACAAAUGAAUCCUAUUCGUCUACAAGUCUAAUUUCAAGCAUUUAAACACAAAUCAAUCAAAAGAUUUUUAAUUCAAUGAAGUGUAUUGAAGCAUUCGGUUGGUGAUUUCAUGGCAGCUGAUGCUUCUGAAACAACGGUACUUUCAAAUCAAACUGGACCAAUAUUUUUAAAGCAAUGUUCCUGUUUAUUAUCAAGCUCUGAAUUGGACUAAAAGGUUUCACGUGAUGUGUUUCGUUAUCGUAAUGGCUUCAGCAAUACUUUGAAUUCUGUCGAUUACAUUGAAAUGCAUCGAGCACACCUGAUAUCGUCUAAAGAAGAGCAUGAAUCAGUAUUUGAGCCGCUUCCAUUUGAUGACUUUGGUUCAAGCUUGUCUUUGAAUAUUGGCUUAGUAUUUGUAUUUUAUGAGCUUUGAGCAUUUAUAAAGUAUUAUUUAAUGUGAUUAAGAGUAUUUACACUGUUGUCUUUAUGUAAAAAGCCCUGUGUUACACUGAAUUUUAAUGACGUGUAGGAAUGUUUUAAUUAUUUUUAGUUUUUCAAUCCGUUGUUCUGCGGAUGUUUGUUAUCUUUGUGAAAGGGUUUCCCCCCUUUCCACAGUCUUCCAUAUCACAUCAUUUUGUACAAAUGGCUCAAUUAACUCUAUCAAGAAAGGCUAACUUUGUAUCAUAUUGUGCCAUUCACUUCUGGAAAAUGUUUAUAAGAGAAUUAGUGAGAU